AUGCCCAAAGACUACCAGGAGGUCUACAGAGGGACAAAAAAUGAUGUUAAAGAGAUCCCAAAGAUUGCAAACCCCUUCGUUUCUGAGAUGAUCUUUGUGCAAACCAGCAUCACUGCUAUAAGGAAAGGUACCUUCAGGUACAUGCCCAACCUGAUCAAGAUUUUGUUUAUUGGCAACAAGAUCAAGACAGUUGAACCUGGAGCCUUUGAUAAUUUGGACAAACUGAGGGACUUGGGCAUCUCUGGUGCCUCAUUAGAAGAACUAGCUGCAGGCACUUUCCAAAACCUCCCAAGCUUGCAGAGGCUGGAGCUGCGAGACAGCCACCUCAGAUACAUCCCCAAAGGCCUGUUUGAUGGGCUGGAAAAUUUGGCAGAGCUCUCCCUGUGCAUCAAUGCAAUCCCUUCUCUUCCAGAAGGCGUUUUUGAUUCUCUUGUCAACCUAACAUUUUUGAACCUGGCUAGAAACAGGAUCACGACUCUUCCUGGGGAUGCCUUUAGCAAACUCGCCCGGCUGCAGGUCCUCCGGCUGUAUGAGAAUGAGUUGCAGGACCUCCAAGAGGGGCUGCUAGACAGUCAGUUGGGGCUGCUGGAGCUCAGCCUCCAGAAGAACAGGCUCAGGGUGCUGCCACCCAUGCUCCUGAGGAGCCUGCCUCACCUGGAGAAACUCCUCUUGGACAACAACUUCAUCAGGGUUCUCCCACCCCGGGGCUUUUUUGGUUUAAACAAAUUGAAGCUGCUGACUCUGGGUUCCAACCACAUUAUGGAGCUCCCCUGCUGCCUGUUUGACACCAUGCCACACCUGCGGGAGCUGGACCUGGGCAGGAACAGCUUGGCCACACUUCCAGACGGCAUCUUUGUCAACCUCACAUCUCUUGGCAAACUCAUCUUGUCCCACAACCAGCUGGCAGCCCUGCCAAGAGGAGCCUUCACUGGGCUCAGCAAGCUGUCAGACCUCCAGCUGGAUGCAAAUCUGCUCUCUGCUCUGGAUUAUGAGGCCUUUGCUUCUCUCCCAAACCUGAACACCCUCAACCUUCAGAAGAACCAGCUGGAGAGUGUUCCCCAAGGGCUUCUGGACUCCCUGAAGAAGCUCAGCUCAGUGUAUCUGAGUGGGAACCCAUGGAGAUGUGACUGCAACCUCUGCUACCUGCACAGUUGGAUCCUGGGCAACAGCCUUCGUCACUACCCCGUCACCAACUGUGCUGCCCAAGACCUCCAUCAGCACACCAUCAUCAACCAUGCUGCCAAAGACUUCCAUCACCACCACGUCAUCAGCUGUGCUGCUCGAGACCUCCAUCACCACCCCAUCACGAACUGUGCUGUCAAAGGCCUCCAUCAUCACCCCAUUACCAACUGUGCUGCCAAGGACUUCUAUCAACACACCACCAACUGUGCUGCCAAAGGCCUCCACUACCACCCCAUCACCAGCUACCAUACGAGCCCCUGGACGGCAUCCCCACCCCUACCCCCCAGCAGCCAUCAGGCCUGGGGCUUCGCCCUGCGGUCCAGCCCACGGCACUGCCGGGUCUCCCUGGGCCUGGGCCUGGCCGUGCUGGCACUGCAG
Messenger RNA from Cariama cristata (Red-legged seriema), 1560 nucleotides. RefSeq names its product carboxypeptidase N subunit 2-like. The record is from RefSeq and is a predicted model, not a curated record. Gene Ontology annotation, molecular function: protein binding. The annotation marks the transcript as partial. NCBI's taxonomy places the organism in Eukaryota, Metazoa, Chordata, Aves, Cariamiformes, Cariamidae. The transcript has 3 exons. Gene Ontology annotation, cellular component: extracellular matrix.